This is a messenger RNA of Trichogramma pretiosum, 2150 nucleotides long. RefSeq names its product folliculin. Gene Ontology annotation, molecular function: GTPase activator activity. The record is from RefSeq and is a predicted model, not a curated record. Gene Ontology annotation, cellular component: cytosol. Lineage: Eukaryota; Metazoa; Arthropoda; Insecta; Hymenoptera; Trichogrammatidae. The transcript has 7 exons. Gene Ontology annotation, biological process: positive regulation of GTPase activity; positive regulation of TORC1 signaling; positive regulation of transforming growth factor beta receptor signaling pathway. The coding region runs from base 394 to 1869 and encodes 491 amino acids.
CUUUAUCGCUUAUUAUUUUUGUCUACGUCCUGUCACGUGAAAACUCGAGCCAAACAAACACGAAUAAAUAAUUUCGCGAGAUCUAUAGUGAGCUAUCAAUAAUCGUAGGCACGUGCUUAUCAUUGAGCAGAUUUUUACAACUAGGUUACUUUAUUUUAACUAAAUGGUGGUUGAAAUUAUCUUUAUACUGACAUAUUUAUGUAUGUAAGGUUAUAACAAAUUCUUAACAAACUCGCACGAGUUCUUAAAAUAUUUAAUCUGCCUAAAUUCUAAUAAUGGUACUCUGUGUGUAAGAAUGGUGAUGUUAAGGGGGCCAAGAAAACGUCGCAAACCCUCUACUUCUUGUCACCAGGAACAGUGUUUCCUUAAAAAAAUUUGGAAAUUAGCUGAGCGAUGAAUGCAGUCAUUGCUCUUUGUACCUUUUGUGAGUUGCAUGGUCCAAAAGUUAUCUUUACAACACAAACUUUUAGAAAUUUUGACAAUCAAAACAAUGAAAAGCUUAAAUUUUAUGGACCCAAAGAGGUCCUUCGACAAGAUCAAUCAAUGAACUCAGAUACCCAAUGGGAUUGCCAAGGAUGUUACAGUCUAGGUAAUCACAAAUAUCUCAGUAAUGAACAUGAAACUAGAACUUCCUUUUUAUCAGCACAACAAUCUUUAAUGCAAGAGAUUUGUGCUCUUCUAAAAUACGCUUGUAUAAGAAGUCUGAGUUGUGAAGUACAUCCUGGAAAAGAAGGAGUCUGUUAUUUUGGAGAUGAAUCAAGAGGACAUGUUCUUAGUCACACAUUUUCUUUGAAAGAUGCUCAGGCAAGGGGCUUAAGGAAAUGGUGCAGUUUUAUAGUACUCAUGAAAGACAAACAAUACUUAUUAAAUAUGUGGCCUUUUCUUGUCGAUAACUUGAAAGAAAUCAUUCGAGAGCUUCAGGAAUUUGCUAUCAAAAAGUACAAUGCAGAAGAAGCAGAAUGUCCUCAAAGAGUAGUUCGCCUAGCAAAUGGUGACAAAUCAUCUAACAAGCUAUCACGAGGCUUCAGUGAAAUAACAAAUGAAAAAAAUGUUUUUGUAAGGGUGCACAUGUGGUUUGUUUGGAUAUUAAGUGCUGGAGCAAGACAUUUUGUAGAAGUGUUACCAUUGAGUUUGAUAGACGAAGAAAUAGAUUUUAAUUUAGGAGUUAGCUUAGAAUCUGACAAAGGCUUCACUUUAUUAAAUGCCAAAUCUCCUGUCAAUCUUAACGUGGAAAAUCAAAUUCCUGAUUUUAAGGACUUUACAGAUCUUAAUCCUGUAUCAGUUCUUAGAAAAUUGAAAAAUAAAGUCGGAUUCGAUCAAUUUCGUCAACUUCUGUACGCGACUUUGAUAGGAACUCAAAUUCUCAUAAGAGGUUCACCCGCGGAAACCUUGGAAUCUCUCUACGGCCUGUGUUCAUUAGUACCAAGAGCUUGUCAAAUAGUCAGAGUAGGAGCUAAGGAGUAUAUAGAUUCAAAAUCUUGUAAUUUUAUAAGUGUUGACACAUCGGUGGCCGUGCCAUUUCCGUGCGCGGCGGUCUGCAGACUUGACAUUUUACCCGAGGAGCAUUUAACCGAAGGCAACAAAUCGCACGUCGUCAGAUGGACGGGCCAGCUGCCCGCCAAAUUGCCGACUCUCCAGAUCAAGCUGGAAAAAGCAUUGGGCAACGACAAGUUGACCGACACCGUUCUGCACGUACACUUCUCGACGCUGCAAGAAGAGUGGUCGAACAUAUCUAAAGUCGUGCACGCGAUGCGAGGUCGAGGUCACCGGGGCGAUUUGACAAGUCUACUGAUAAGCUUAGGCGCGGGUCCGCAAGAUCGUAAGCUCAUCGAAGCCUGGUCGAUGGGAUUGCCUUCGAAUCCAGCGUAGAAAAUAAGUUAUCGUUCUUGAUAUUAUUAUUAUUAUUAUUAUUAUUAUUAUUUAAAUUGUAAAUACGCUUUGCCGUCUGCGUGUGUGAUUUUAUUUUUAUUAUUAUUAUUAUUAUUUUUUACGCGCCAAAGCACGAUUGUUACUCAUUCUACUUAAUUAUUUUUUUUUGCCCAAAAUCACUGUUGAAUACUAUAUGAAAAUGUUUCUUGUACAAAGUUAACGAUAUGAUGUAUAUUUUAUAUAUGUUAAAAAAUUUGUUACAGUCUACGAACUCGAAAAAA